This is a messenger RNA of Chara braunii, 4304 nucleotides long. The record is from the annotation of a GenBank genome assembly. NCBI's taxonomy places the organism in Eukaryota, Viridiplantae, Streptophyta, Charophyceae, Charales, Characeae.
CAGGUAGAUGCAGUGAGCUGUGCGCGAUUAGCGAUCGAGAAACGCUGCCCGAACGUCCAUGCUGGAGUCAAAUGUGAAAAGCGGCGGACAACUAACCAGAAGAGAGAAGCCGGUCGCAGUCUUCGCUUUCUCGAUUCGCGCUCGUCGGGAUAUCGUCCUCUCGUUCCAAUCGGAGACAUCUUACUGCAGAGCGGGAGAAAGGGAAGAUGAAUCCGUAAUCUCGGCCUCGCCCAAUCGCACUCCACGAAAACACACACACACACACACACACACACAGAGAGAGAGAGAGAGAGAGAGAGAGAGAGAGAGAGAGAGAGAGAGAGAGAGAGAGAGAGAGAGANAGAGAGAGAGAGAGAGAGAGAGAGAGAGAGAGAGAGAGAGAGAGAGCAAACGGAGGAGAAUCACGUGUGCUACUAACGCAGAGAGGUGACAGGUUCCGCACCCCUCUUUCUCUCUCUCUCUCUCUCUCUCUCUCUCUCUCUCUCGGUGUCUACAUGUUUGUGUUUCUUUCUCCCGCUUUCUGAAUUUGCUUCGAGUUGAUGCACGCACGUCUGACCUGCUUCGUGUUUGCGGUUUGGGAUUGGUGACCUCUGUGGACAGUGUGCAGGCGACAAGUUGUCCUUGUUAUUCUGCCAGCUUCUGCGUUCGCUUUGUCUUUCGCAGUCUGCCUGCAGAUUUCCGCCGUCUCUCUCUCUCUCUCUCUCUCUCUCUCUCUCUCUCUCUCUCUCUCUCUCUCUCUGUCUCUCUCUGAAACUCCUCUCUCUCUCUGACCGCCGCCGGCCUUGCGUGCGUGCGUGCGUGUGUACGUGUGCGCCUGCGCACGCCCCAUGAGCCUUCCCGGCGCGCGGUAGGGCAGUGAAUGUGAAGGCUUCUGUAAGAGUAGUUGCUGUCGCGAUGCAGAACUUGCGGGCAAAGGGCAAUGUGAGGUCGUACGUCUUCAUUUCCUUUUUGUUGUUGUUAUUAUUCUUUUAUGUGCACUACACUUGGCGCUCCCUGGGCCUGCAGCCCGUUACUUCUUCUUCUUCUUCUUCUAGUAGUAGUAACGCUGCAGCGCUCGCCGCGAAGUACAGCGGCGUUUACGACUUCGACUUUUGCCCCGCGAAGCUUGUCGAUUACACGCCUUGUGAAGACAACAAGCGCUCGAAGAAGUUGCCCCGGCGCCGCCACGAGUACCGCGAGCGCCAUUGCCUGGGGGACCCCCUCCGCUGUCUGAUCCGCCCUCCGCCGGGGUACAAGUUCCACGCGCUCUGGCCGACGAGCAGGACGGAAACAUGGUUCGACAACGUGCCGUCGCGCUACUUGACAGUGGCAAAAGCCGAUCAGAAUUGGGUACGGCGCGAGGGGGAAAAGAUGAUAUUCCCGGGGGGGGGGACUAUGUUCCACGAGGGGGUGACCGGGUAUAUCGAGGGCAUUUCGCACUACGUACCCCUCGGCGAGGGGUCCGACAUUCGACUCGCCCUCGAUGUCGGUUGCGGCGUCGCUAGUUGGGGUGCUUAUCUCUUCGAUAAAGGGGUGUUAACGAUGUCGGUCGCUCCGAGGGACAACCACGAAGCGCAAGUGCAAUUCGCUCUGGAGCGCGGAGUACCCGCCCUGCUGGGGACUCUGGCAACGAAGCGGCAGCCAUAUCCGUCGAGCUCCUUCGACCUGAUCCACUGCAGCAGAUGCUUGAUUGACUGGACAUCGGAGGGCGGAUACAGCCUCAUCGAAGUCAACCGCCUCCUGAGGCCGGGAGGGUAUUGGGUGCUGUCGGGACCGCCGGUGAAUUGGCAGAAGUACGGAUUGGAAGCGUGGCGCGGCGACAACGUGGAAUUCAAUAAGUCCAUGGUCGCAAUCGAGGAUCUGGCGGCGCGCAUGUGCUGGGAAGUCGUGGCCAAGGCCGCGGAAGCUGACCUCUAUGCCAUUUGGAGAAAGCCUCGAACAGGAAAGUGUUACGCGGAGCGUACGGAAGGUACGCAACCCCCUGUGUGUGAGAAGACUAACGACGUCGAUCAAGCCUGGUACGUUACGUUAACUGACUGUUUGCCGCCGUUACCCUUAACGGAGGAAUCCCGCCAGGAGGGCGAGGGGGAGGGGGGCCCGUCUUCCUCUCCCCCCUCGAUCGCUGUAGGUAAGCUUCCCAAAUGGCCGGAGCGGAUCAACUUCACAUCCCCUCGACUCUUUUCCCGCCAACCCAGCGCCAACGCGGAUGCAAUCCACCUGGACAACUUCCGUUGGCAGCGAGCCGUCGCUCAUUACCGCCGUCUUGUUCCCGCGCUCAUUGCGAACAAAUUCAGAAACUUCAUGGACAUGAACGCCGGGUACGGCGGCUUCGCCGCCGCGCUGUUCGAGUACCCGGUUUGGGUGAUGAACUGCGUGAUGACGGACAAGAAAACUCAUGAUACGAUGAUGGAGAACACGCUGCCCGUGAUCUUCGACAGAGGUCUCGUGGGCACGUACCACGACUGGUGCGAGGCCUUCUCAACCUAUCCGCGAACCUACGACCUGUUGCAUGCCAGUGGCGUUUUCUCUGCUUACGCGUCUAGGGAAUGUGAUUUUGUUGACGUCUUGAUAGAAAUGGAUAGGAUCCUUCGGCCCGAAGGAGUGGCCAUCAUCCGAGACGAAGUCUGGUUGCUGCGCAGCGUCGCCAGAAUUGCUGAGGGAAUGAAAUGGGAGGUACGAUUCGCGAAGACGGAAGAUGGGGAAGAAGAGGCGACAGGGAAAGAGGCCCAAACGGCUGAGGGAGGGGCGGCAGUGACGGAGGAAACGGGGGGGGCAGAUGGAAAAGGAAAGAUAAUGUUACUCGUCUGCAAGAAGAGAAAUUAUGCCCGACCGAGUCUAGCUGUUGCACCGGAGACGUGACUUGUUAGUUCAAAACUCGGUCGUGGAGGGAAGAGAGAGAGGGAGGAGGAGGGGGGGGAGGGAGGGGGGGAGGUAAUAAGAGGAUGAAAUAAGGGGGAGGGAGGGAGAGAGAGGGGAGGUACGAAGAUGAAAGAGGGGGAGGGAGGGAAGAGCGGGAUUCAGAAGUCUGAAAUAAAAAGUGGUUUGAAAAGGUUCGUCUUGGAGAGAGAGAGAGAGAGAGAGAGAGAGAGAGACUAUGAAAGCCUUGUUGAGGUAGUUUACGUUUAUCCUCUUGAGGAUUUUGAAUGUUUUCUUGAUGUUCCAUCGGCGUUUUCGGGACAAAUGUGAUCUCAAGUGUUUUUUCUGUUUCGUUCUGAUUUAUGAAUAUGAGGUGAGUUGCCUUUUUAUAUUUAAUUAUUUGUUUUGCUUCUGGCUGACACUUCGUUGGCCCAGUUUCGAGCUGAGAGGAUUGCCCUUUUUUGUCGUUUUCGCUGGAUUACCAAUUCAUUUCGAAGCCGAGCUUUCCUCUUCUUCUUUUUUUUUUUUUUUUUUUUUUUUUUUUUCUUUGAAUUUUAGGAUUUUUAAAUUUUUUUUUUUUUUUUUUUUUUUUUUUUUUUUUUUUUUUUUUUUUUUUUUUUUUUUUYUKRYCGGGUUUUCCUCUUCUUUUUUUUUUUUUUUUUUUUUUCUCUUUUUCUCUUGUGAAUGUUAGGACUUUGAAGAUCACUUGUCGUUUUUUUUUGUUUUUUUUUUUGUUUUUCCCGCCUUCGUUCUCGUUGUUAGGAUUCCGGAGAAUUAGGAUAAUACCUAUACCUAUUUCUCCUGAACAGGCCAAUUGCUGCACGGCCGUUUUGAGAGGGGAAUGGGGAGGGUGGGUGGACGAGUGCUCAGAUUUGCGUAAUUAUUUAUCGUUACAGCGAGUUCUGGCUUGAUGAAUAAUUGCGGCAAUGGACGGGAAAGAGCAUCAUUGGAUGAAAAAGCUGCUGCAGUGGAUUAACAGAAAAGGUACUAUCGCCGCCGGGCGUUAACGACUGAGGAGAAGCGGAACACAUUGUCGUUGGGAGAGUGGAGCAUGAGAGAGUGGAGCAUGAAAGCCUGUUGCUUGAUGAUGUAAGAGUGUCACAGAGAGAGAGAGAGAGAGAGAGAGAGAGAGAGAGAGAGAGAGAGAGAGAGAGAGAGAGAGAGAGAGAGAGAGAGAGAGAGAGAGAGAACCGUGAGAGUUCGCCUCUGCAGAGCAACGAAUUGGUUGACUACGGCUGAGAGUAAAGGGUGUCUAUGUGUUGGGAUAGCUGACAGGUCACGCGGAUUGUGUUUUAAACCCCUUUCAUUUCGUUGUUAGUUGCUGCGUCUUUUGCUGUGCUAACGUUUAUUAUCUGUUGUAAACUGCUAGGAGCUCACGAUGGUGCCACAGACAUGAAUUUGUGGUUUUUCCACUUUUCUUCGAAAUAACCAACGCCGUCGUACGGUAAAGACCGUAGCCACUAUACGAG